Molecule: messenger RNA, 2947 nt
Organism: Nelumbo nucifera (sacred lotus)
Lineage: Eukaryota; Viridiplantae; Streptophyta; Magnoliopsida; Proteales; Nelumbonaceae
Product: synaptonemal complex protein 1-like
Biological process (GO): reciprocal meiotic recombination
Source: RefSeq, a predicted model, not a curated record
UUCAAUUGUUUUCCCUGCGGAAGCUGGAGUCACAGAGCUCUGAGGGUGAAAGCUUCGAAUUCUUAUUUCUAAGGUUUUCUCCGGGCAAACUUUUAUAUAUGAAUUCAUGAUGAAGAAGAUCGGGUUUUCCGGUAUCAAGAGCUUGGAUCAGUUCAGAUCCUUGUCAGGAUCGGUUUCAGGAUCCGCGAAGACCGUUCCUAUAUAUUCAAGGUCGUCUUCGGAUUCAAUUUCGUCGGGGAAUUUUUCCAACUUGAAGCUCACUGCAGAGAAAUUGGUUAAAGAACAAGCCUCCGUGAAAACCGAUCUUGAAAUGGCGAACUCAAAGCUGAAGAAAACAGAAGAGCAUAUUCAUGAGCUAGAGGAGAAGUUGCAGAAUGCAAUCAAUGAAAAUGCAAAACUCAAAGUGAAGCAAAAAGAAGAUGCGAAGCUUUGGACAGGACUGGAGUCAAAGUUUUCUUCAACCAAGGUCUUAUGUGAUCAACUCACUGAAACUUUAAAGCACUUAGCUGGCCGAGUUCAGGAAGCUGAGCAAGAUAAAAGGUUCUUUGAGGAUAAACUAUCUGCAAGUUCAGAAGCUUUUGAUAGUCUACACCUCCAGAUGAAUGAUCUGUCUGCAAAAUUAGAGUCCGCAGAAGAAACUAUUAGAAACAUGGAACAAGAAUUGACAGAAGCCAAAAUUGAGGAGGAGAAAAGGGAAAGAACUUACAGGGAUGAAAAUUGCAAAACUACCCAGCUCAUAAAGGAUAAAGAUGCUCUGAUUGAAAGGUUAGAAGCAACUUUGGCAACUGAUAAGUUGAGUAUAGAAAGUCUUAAUUCUCAGUUGGAAGAGAUGCGUCUUGAGCUAAGUUCAAAACAACAUGAAUACAAUUGUUUGAUUGCUAAUCAGGAGAAUUUGGAAAAAGAAAAGAAUGCUCUUCAGUCUAACAAUGAGGGCUUGGUUAAAAAAUUGCUUACAGCAGGCCAAGACAUAAAACACCUUGAACAUUUAGUUCAUGUUUCACAGAAAGAGCUAAUUGAAUUGGAUAAACAAAGUGCAGCUGUUGCCAACAAUAUUGCCCAGUUAAACUCUGCAUUUGACACUUGGGAUAAGUUGGUUCAAGAAGAGAAGUUUUUAGCUGCCAAGCAUGCUCAGUGCCGAUUUGAUCAACUUCAUGACCAAUUUCUGCACAUUGCAGCAGAAAAAGAUGCACUUAAAUUGGAAAAGGAAGAUUUGAACAAUAAGGUCAUUGAUCUGCAAAAAGUGCAGGAAUUUAUGAUGGUGCAGCAUGCUGAAGAAUGCCGUUUAGCAGAAGAGAAAGUCUGGAAAUUGGAGUCUGAAGUAGAAACUCUUGUUUCAAAGAAGACUGAAUUGGAGAUUUUGGUUACCAGAUCAGAAGAGAAAAUUGAAAAACUGACAGAAAUGUCAAGCUUAUCAGAGAUUAAAACGAAAGAUCUAUUAGUUAAGAUUUCUAAGUUAGAAUCCGAGAGCCAACUUCUUGAAGAGAAUCUGCAAGAAAAACUACAGGAGAAAGCAGAAGAAAUGGAAUCUCUUCAAAAUGAGAUAGUGAAGCAUGUGCAGCAUGUUGGUUUACUGGAGAAACAAGUUGGCCAACUUCAGAACAGUUUAGAUGAGAAGGAAGAGCUACAUCUGCAACAUAAAGACAGAGAGAAACAGCUGGAAGAUCAAAAAACAGAGAUUCAAUCAGUUCUAGCAGCAUCUGAAAGCAAACUUGCAGAAGCCAAAAAGCAAUAUGAUCUGAUGCUAGAAAGCAAACAAUCAGAAUUAUCAAAGCAUCUAAAGGAAAUUUCUCAGAGGAAUGAUCAGGCAAUUAAUGAUAUCCGGAAGAAGUACGAGGCGGAGAAACUGGAGAUUGUUAAUCUUGAAAAGCAAAAGGCAGACAGACUUAUUGGAGAAAUGGAAAGAAAAUGUGACCAAAAAGUUGCAGAAAGCAAAGAAGAAGCAAAGCAAUAUCUAACUCAUGUUCAGGAGGAACAUGUUGCUUUGAUUAAUCAUAUCAAACAAGAGCAUGAUAAAAUUCUGUUGAGUCUUAGAGCUGAACACAAUGAAGAGCUAAAACAAGUUGAGCUUAAAGUUGAAAAUGAAAUGAAGGAAAAAACUAUGUUGAUGAGGAAGGAGCAUGAAGCUCAGAUUAGAGAUUUGAGGCAUAAUCAUGAAGAUGAAUGUAGAAAACUAAAAGAGGAACUGGAACUCCAAAAGUCAAAGGAAGAAAGGCAAAGGGCAUUGUUGCAGUUACAGUGGAAAGUAAUGGAUGACAAUCCACAAGGGGAUCAUGAGGUCAACUCAAUGGAGAAGUAUUCCAUCUCAUCAAUCAAAAUGGAGGAUGCGCAUGAUAGGAAAAGGAGUCGACAUGGCCCAAUAAUAUCAGAGUAUAAGGCGAAGGAUUCAUCUUUACUAAGAGCAACACAAACACCAAUGGCAAAUUUAUUGAAGAAAGUAGAUAAAGUGACUCCAGGAAGCAUAUUGAAUAUUCCUAAGCAUAGUAGGAAGGUCACUCACCAUGAGUAUGAAGUUGAAACCUCCGACAGAGGAAGAAUUACAAAACGCAGGAAAUCAAAAAGCACAGUCUUGUUUGGGGGCCCAAUGAAACAUAAGACUACCGAUACACCAAAAACCAAGAGCAGAAAAGAUGUUGUAAAGGUAAUCAAGGGUGGUCCUGAUUCACGCCCUUCAGCAAUAGGUGACUUGUUUACGGAGGGGUCUUUGAAUCCUUAUGCAGACGAUCCUUAUGCAUUUGACUAGAGGUAUUUGCAAUUAGUUACAUGUAAUAACAGUCAUUUUUAGGUUAUUCAAAUAAGCAUGCACAUAAAAAGAGCUUUUGGCAUUUGUCUUUGUGAAUUGUUGGACCAAUGUGCUCUUCUUUUUUGAAACUGAAUUGUUGGUAUUGCCAAUACAAAUUGUUGAAUAAUCACUAGGGAGUGGGGGGCCUGGGGGCCCACAUCUUUAAAG